AUGAUAUCAAAAGAGGAACGUAAUCAGGUCAUUAACAAAUUAACCAUGCAUUUCACUGAUUCUCCAAAGUUGGACAAAUAUAGUAGUGUAGAUAAGGAAGGCGAAUAUCAGAUUGAUAUGUAUUGGGUUCUCGGUUCACGUUGUCCACUAUGUAGGGAAAAACAUAUGAGUUUGCGAGAUCCAGGGAUUCCUCUCAUCGAGGUAUUAGAAGCUUAUCCUGAAAAUUCAGGACUGAUUCAGGAGUUAAAGUCUCAAUGCUUCACAUCACCUAUCCCUUGGAACAAUACCCUUAAAUUCCCAGAUAAAAGCAUGGUAGUGGAGGCAUAG
Entrophospora sp. SA101 is the source of this 327-nucleotide messenger RNA. Lineage: Eukaryota; Fungi; Glomeromycota; Glomeromycetes; Entrophosporales; Entrophosporaceae. The record is from the annotation of a GenBank genome assembly.